UCUCACAAAAUUUAAUACUUUGAAGCAACAAAUUUUUGUAGCCAUUUAUGAGCCUAGGGAUAUAGAAACACAGUUCUUUAAAAAUUUUUUUUUUUUAGAACCAAUGGCGAAUAGAAGCCAUAAUCAGUAUAGAACAACAAGAAGAACAUCUCAUUUCUCAAGCACUAUAUACAUAUUUCUCCUUUUUGUUUUUUCAAUGUUUGUAUUUUUUUUGUAUACUAAAGAUAUUGCAGAAGAGGAGAAAAAGCCUGUUUUAGUAUUGGAGAAGAAGGAACCUGAAUCCAAACAGAAUGAAGACAAUUUUGUCUUGGAAGCUUCACAGAGCCAUGGUUUGCAUGCAUGCGUCAAGCCAACUGCAAAAUACAAAGCUGCUCUGGGAUGGAAUCGCUACUUGACUGUAAAAAGUAAUGGUGGAUUAAAUCAAAUGAGGACGGGUAUAGCUGACAUGGUGGCAGUGGCACAUGUGAUGAAUGCAACUUUGGUAAUUCCUCAACUGGACAAGCGUUCAUUCUGGCAAGAUUCAAGUACAUUUUCAGAUAUAUUUGAUGAGAACCAUUUCAUCAAAACAUUACGAGGAGACCUCAGGAUUAUUAAAGAGCUUCCCAAAGAAAUAGAAUCUUUACCUCGGGCUAGGAAGCACUUUACGUCAUGGUCAGGAGUGGGUUACUAUGAAGAAAUGACUCAAUUGUGGAAGGAGCAUCAGGUAAUUCAUGUCGCUAAAUCUGAUUCUCGCCUUGCGAACAAUGAACUGCCUCUUGAUAUUCAGAGAUUAAGAUGUCGUGUUCUGUAUAAUGCUCUCCGCUUCUGUCCUCCUAUUGAGAGACUUGGGAAGAAGCUCGUGGAGAAGCUGCGAACCAGAGCAAAAAGAUACGUUGCACUCCAUUUGAGAUAUGAGAAGGACAUGCUGUCUUUUACGGGUUGUACUUACGGUCUUACUGAUGCAGAAGCGGAGGAACUUCGGGUGAUGAGAGAGAAUACGAAUCAUUGGAAGAUUAAGGUUAUCAACUCAACCGAACAGAGAAUUGGCGGUUUCUGCCCUCUCACUCCAAAGGAGGUUGGAUUAUUUCUUCAGGCUCUUGGUUAUCCUCCGUCAACAUUAAUUUAUAUUGCUGCUGGAGAAAUUUAUGGUGGUAGCGCUCACCUCUCAGAGCUCACAUCUCGCUUUCCAAAUGUUGUUUUCAAGGAAAUGCUGGCAACGCCAGAAGAACUGAGAGGGUUUGCCAAUCAUGCCUCACAAACUGCAGCACUCGAUUAUCUAAUCUCUGUAGAGAGCGAUGUUUUCAUUCCAUCACACUCAGGUAAUAUGGCAAGAGCAGUUGAGGGGCACCGCAGAUUCUUAGGCCACUGGAAAACGAUCACUCCGGACAGGAAAGGUCUAGUUGAAAUAUUUGAUAAGCUGGAAGCUGGUCAGCUUGAUGGACAAUCAUUUUCACGUCUUGUCAGGCAUUUGCAUAAGAACAGGCAAGGUGCUCCAAGAAAAAGAGCUGGUGCUCCCCCGGGAGUCAAAGGUCGAGCAAGGUCAAGACUGGAAGAGCAAUUUUUCCAAAAUCCAUAUCCAGAGUGUAUAUGCAGUUCUAGAACCAGAGCAAGAAAAUAAAGGGGGUACUUCUUGUAUGCUUGCAGCCAGCAGGUCUCUCUUGUUCUCAAUCAUCUAAAUGUCUGAAAUCAUAUUUUUGUUACCAUCUUAUUCAGCUUCAGUUUCUCUGUUUUGUUGGCCAAUAUAGCUAAGUUUUGUUUUUUUUAUACUAGACUAGUGAUGAAGUAUCUUGGUACAUAUGCAUUAUGACUCUCUCUUGUCCAUCUUUCGCCCACUCCUCAGUCCCUCUUCCACCAAUUCAUUUUUCAUUAUUUAUUUGUAAACAAAUGAUUGUAUAUUGGAAUUAAGGAGCAAUACUGUUAAUGUCUUGGUAAA
Molecule: messenger RNA, 1912 nt
Organism: Lycium ferocissimum
Lineage: Eukaryota; Viridiplantae; Streptophyta; Magnoliopsida; Solanales; Solanaceae
Product: O-fucosyltransferase 38
Exons: 11
Coding region: 104-1597 (497 amino acids)
Cellular component (GO): cytoplasm; nucleus
Source: RefSeq, a predicted model, not a curated record